AAUUGCUCACUUUAAUUUCUUCUUUGCAAAAAAGAAGAAUAAUUAGCAUGGCAAUUUAUAAUACUUCUGAUGAACAGACACAAUAUUUAGAAGAUGUAAUUGAUGAACAGGCAGAAUAUUUAGAAGAUGUAAUUGAAAGUCAGGGUUUUUAUGUGAUGAACAAUUGUGGACGGGAAAUUCCAUGUGGGAUAAUGAAAAUUGAUGAGAAUUCUGAAGUUUUUGGUCAAGCAAAAAAAGCAGCUAUUUUUGCAGUUGAUAAACACAAUAUUGAGAAAUUGGAAAAUUCAUCAAUAUUGAAAUUUAUGAAGAUUAUUAAUAUUAAUUUUGAACCUACUGCUGGUGCAAUUUAUUACAUAACUUUUGCAGCUUUGGAUUAUUCUUCUGGAAAUAUUUUUCAUUAUCAAGCUAAAGUAUGGGAAAAAAUCAACACUGGUUACAAAGUUGAGAUGUUUCAACUUGCUCCUUAUGUGCCAAAAUUCUCAGGUAAUUAUUAAUAAUAUAUAUAUAUUAACUUGGCUUCGAUCAGCAUUUGUAUCCUCCAACUUUGAGUGUACAUGUCCUACUUGGCGUCUCACGUGAAUAGCCACGUAAGAUGCGUGUGUAUACUUAACUUUAGGGCGUGUGUCAGUGUGUGUAUACUGGCUUCGAUCGGCAUUUGUAUC
This is a messenger RNA of Capsicum annuum, 662 nucleotides long. RefSeq lists its product as uncharacterized. Lineage: Eukaryota; Viridiplantae; Streptophyta; Magnoliopsida; Solanales; Solanaceae. The record is from RefSeq and is a predicted model, not a curated record. The transcript is spliced from 2 exons. The coding region runs from base 48 to 494 and encodes 148 amino acids. Gene Ontology annotation, molecular function: cysteine-type endopeptidase inhibitor activity.